CAACAUUUGACAAAAGAUUUCUGGUAAAUAAAAAAAGAUUAGUAUAACAGUGAGUUGUUCAUGAUUAGAGUUUUAGCAAAAUCAGCAUGCCGACAGUGUGCAUGGAAUUUAAAAUUGGUAGCUUUUGACUAAACUGAAUACGUUUUUUCAGCAAUGUAAUAAGAUGCGAUCCUAUUUUGUUCAGAUUCAUUACAAAUAUAAUUAUUUUAAAAGUAUAACCUUAUUGAUAAUGGCACGUGUUUUGGGUAAACAUUUGCUUUGAUGAUUGUUGCUGUUUGAACGCCACGUUUCAAUUUGCAUUAUAAAGCAUAACCGUCUCAUGGGCCAACUUUGCCUAUUUGCGUUUGCAGGAAAACACAAACAUGUAAAUAUCUAGACCAACCCCUCAUAACGAUACCAAAGAUGGUCGUUCCCAAUUUGCAAAACAAACAAUUGUUUUGCAUUUUUUUACCGCAAAUCCUUUAAAAUGGUGCGUGGUCAGCAUCAAAGUCAAAAAAAGGUUCAAGAUGGACAAUUCAACGGAAAUUCUCUCGUGGGAGCCCAUGGAAACAUCUUUGCAAAGUUUGGUUGCUCAUAUUUUUUCAACCUACAUGUUGGAGUUGUACGCAACUUGUCUAUUACUAAGCAAGAACAUGAAUGCUUUCAUAAGAAAAUUUGCAGCUUUUCCGAACCACCCACUGGUGUCGAUUGAGAUAGAAAUUGACUCGGAAGCACCUUUCAAUCCGGAAAAGUUAACGGAAGUGAUCAAUCUGGGCUGUCACGCGUUCAUAAUGGAUGAGGAGUUGGCCGGAAUCUUUCUCGAUGCAUUCAUUCGCAGCCAUGACUUGGCCAUGUUUCGCAAUCCGAACAAAACGGUCAUUGUGCUGCGGGAUCCGCAGGCUGAAGUGGAUGGUGCGGUAUUUUUGGAGGAUAUCUGCAGACAUCCAGCGUUGAGAGAUAUUGUGCGAUUUCUGGUGGUUAAUCCAGCCGGGGACAGGAUUAACCUGUGGACUCAUCGAUACGUGUCCUCAGUAGAGGAAGCAAAGGAGUUGGUCUUUCUGGACAGCUUUUAUCUGGUGAAUGGAUCCUUUGCGCUUGGGAAUGAGUUGUUCCCAGAUAAAACAACUAAUUUGGCGCGAAAGUUGUUCAAACUAGCGAGUUUUCGACUGAUUCCUCAUUUCAUAUAUACGCCGAUUGAGGGCAGUCAAUGGUUGGCCACAUAUAAGAACCAAACUGUCAAAGUCGAUGGAAUGGGUGGGUUAGUGGCGGUUGAGUUUUGCAUGAAGUUCAACUGCACUUGGGAUUUGUCAAUUGAUCAAGCCGGUGAAUGGGGAAGGGUCUAUGACAACUGGACGGGGGAUGGAAUUAUGGGAGCCGUUGCCGAACGUCGAGCAGAUGUUGGGAUAGGAUCUCUGCUAACCUGGGUCAGUGCUCAUCGAUUCUUUGGCUUCACGGCCACGAUUCGUAAGGUUGGAAUCGGCUGUUUCGUUCCAAGACCACGGAUGAUCCCAUCGUGGCAAACCGUUGCACUGGCGUUCAGUCCGAGUGUCUGGCUUUGCAGUGUUCUUAGUGUGGCUUGCUGUAUCGGGAUGUACAGCUUUCUUUCACACCAUGAUCCAUCUCCUAACGCCGAACGCAGAAGUUUUGGCUGGAACGCCAUGAAUGUGGUGGCCAUUUUUCUGUUCAACGGGGCCAAGAUUCUGUACGGAUCCAUGUCGGAAUGUAUACUUUCGAUUGCACUGGUUGCGUUCACCAUUAACCUUGGAAAUAUUUUCAUCGGGAAGAACGCCAGUUUGAGGGCAUUUCCACUGUUUGAGCCACCGAUUGAUACCGUGGAGGACAUAGCCAACAAGGAUUUGAUUUGGGUUCAAACCCACGAAGCUUGGGUUCACUCGUUGUUGCUGACGCAGAAUCCCUACUUAAUGAAGGUUGCUGAAAACUUUAGGAUUCAUUCGAUUCCAGAGAUGAAUGAAUUGGCUGACCAAGGUGAGGUUGGGUUUGCCGUGAGCAAGCUAAACUACGGACAUUUUAUGAUUGGAACCUUUAUAACUUUGAAAAACGUCAUGCAGUACCGGAUGAUGUCGGAAGAUCUUUACUUUGAGUACGAAGUGUCGAUGACUACCAAGACGUGGCCUUUGAAGGACAUGUUGUCGGAUUUGAUUUUGAGAAUUGUGGCGUCCGGCGUUCGUGCGUACCAGGAAGCGGUCGUUGCCAAACGGUACAUGGACUAUGGGGUACAGAUCAAGAUCUUUCACUCGCAGGACCAGGAGGGAAGUUUGCCGCAUCCCAUGAGAUGUGAGGACUUGCUGGCUGCUUUUAUGGUUUUGGGGGCUGGAAUUUUGCUGUCGGUUGUUGCUUUCUUGGGAGAAAUUUUAAGGGUGAGGUAUGAGAAAUAUGCGAUUUCCUUGAAAGAACCUGUUGUAAUUUGAUUGAACUCCUCAGGUUUGAGGAUAGUUUUGUGACGAUAUAUUUAAAAAUUCAUUUUGUAUUACAUUGUAGUAUUGUUUGAUAAUGGGUUAGAAAUUUGCACCUACCUUUAAAAAGAAAACAUUUUUGAAGUAGUUAGUCAAUGUUUAUCCUAAAUAGCACUAUUGUUCUGUUGAUACGUUUUUGUUUACUUUAUAUUAAUAUAAGUGUUGGAAAAAUCAUCGAUGAAGGUAAUCA
Messenger RNA from Culex quinquefasciatus (southern house mosquito), 2643 nucleotides. RefSeq lists its product as uncharacterized. The transcript has 5 exons. Lineage: Eukaryota; Metazoa; Arthropoda; Insecta; Diptera; Culicidae. Bases 507 to 2408 code for a protein of 633 amino acids. The record is from RefSeq and is a predicted model, not a curated record.